AUGGCACCUUGGACUAGUUUAGUUUUCUUUGUACAUCUCUUGUCGACUAUCACAAUUUCUGGUGCUACUGAAGUUUUCGAUGUUGUCAUUAUUGGAGCUGGUCCAGCUGGUAUUGCUGCAGCCAUUGAUCUUAAGAAAGCUUCAACUUCAAUAUCAAUGACGAUGCUGGAAGCACGAAAUCGUGUCGGAGGACGAGUCUAUACAGAUACACAUACAUUUAACAAUGGUGUGUCUGCUGAUAUCGGCGCCGAAUGGAUUCAUGCUUAUGCUCCAAAAAAUUCAUUAUACAGUCUACAUCGACAACUCCAAACAAAUGAAGAUAAGCAAGGUGAUCACUACUUUGAUUUAUUCGAACCAGAAGUGACUGGAUGCUACGAUACGACUGGUUCAAUUGUAUCACGUGAAAUCUGUGUGAGAGCACAAUAUAUCAUGGAUAAGUUAUUUUCACCAAAAUACAAUAUAACUUUGAGAGUUCGAGACGUAUCAGCUUGGGAUAUGAUACGGCCCGAAUAUGAGAAAAUAUCAGAAGGACAAAUCAAACGACUAGUUGAUGCAAUGUUAAUUGGUAAAGAAGAGUAUGAAGCUGCUGAUCUUGAUCAACUUUCUGCCGGACAAACUUUCUUUGGUGAUUCGCCUGGUGACGACGAAGAAGAAGAAGGUGAAGAUAUGGCAUUACAACGAGGAUUCGGAUCCUUGAUUCAGCGAAUUGUCGAUAGAUUUGUAUUACCUGUUCAAUUAAAUACUGAAGUAACUCGUAUCAUCACGAGUAAUUCGAAUCAUGUUCAAGUCUCAACGAAAAAUGGUAAAACUAUUCAAUCGAAGUACGUCUUGAUUACCAUUCCAUUAGGUUGCUUGAAACAGAAAAUAAUCACAUUUGAGCCAGCUCUACCUCAAUGGAAACAGAAUGUAAUUGAUAGUAUGGGUUUUGGUGAUACGGACAAGAUCAUUCUACAAUUCAACAAAACAUUCUGGAAUCAGGAUUUUACUUCAUUUUAUAUAGCUGGCGCAUCAUUUCCAUUUGCUAUUUGCGCUCCCAAGAAGCGUAUCCUUGUAUUUAUGAUUGGUGGAACACGAGCUCGUCGUAUGGAAGCAUCAAGAGAUGAAGAUACAAUCGCUACGAUUCUCAAUGAUUUAAGAAGAGCAUUUCCUAAUCAUGCCUUUAAACUGGAACGAUAUCGAAUAUCACGAUGGACACAAGAUCCGUAUGCACGCGGUUCCUAUUCUUAUUAUGCAUUCAAUACAUCGUUGGAAACUUUCGAGAAUUUGGCAAGAGAAUGUUGUCAUAAUCAAUUGUUUUGGGCUGGCGAACAUACUAGUUCGGGAGGUUCAGUACACACAGCAUUUGCCACGGGUCAACGUGAAGCGAAGAAGAUUUUCCAACGAUUGAAAACAAAAUGA
Molecule: messenger RNA, 1398 nt
Organism: Rotaria sp. Silwood2
Lineage: Eukaryota; Metazoa; Rotifera; Eurotatoria; Philodinida; Philodinidae
Source: the annotation of a GenBank genome assembly